This is a messenger RNA of Colletotrichum chrysophilum, 603 nucleotides long. RefSeq lists its product as uncharacterized. The transcript has 2 exons. The coding region runs from base 1 to 603 and encodes 200 amino acids. NCBI's taxonomy places the organism in Eukaryota, Fungi, Ascomycota, Sordariomycetes, Glomerellales, Glomerellaceae. The record is from RefSeq and is a predicted model, not a curated record.
AUGUGCACCGAAACGAUCGCUUUCUGUGACAAGUGCGGCUUCCACCGCCACAUGCACUACCACCUCUGCGCCUCCUGGAUCUGGUCCUACCGCGAGAUAAAAUGGGGCUUCCGAACACCCCUCGACUCCAUCCCCAAACCGCGCGACUGCCCCCAUCUCGACGGCGAGGCCAAGACGGAGAUCCUGCCCGGCCGCUGCCCCAACGCGCAAUGUCCCGGCCACGCCGUCAAGGCGCAGCAGGACACCGAGAAUGACGCCAACGGCACGGCGGACACGAGGACCAAGGUCGAGAAGAUCGAGGCGGAGAGGAUCAAGCUGGGGUUCAGACGGUUCCGGCCGCAGGCGUUUACGGAUCCGUUGGAGGUUGGACGGCCGCACCAGCGCAAGUUGCCUGUCGUGAUGCUGAAUUUCAAGCCGGAGGAGGGGUCGGGAUGGGGACGGGUCCGGGGCAGCGCGGCGGGUAGCGCUGCGGGUAGCGCUGCGGGGAAUGCGGCGGGGAGCGGAGGUUCAUCCUGGGGCGAGGCCCAUUCCGAGACCGUCGACGUCGACGCAUACAAGCGCAGAAGAUGUUCGGCCUCCUGUGCGGAGACGGAGGGAGUUUAA